GAGGCUCAGUGCAACCGAUUCCCGAACAUGGACAAAUUUCUUAUUUCGCGAAUCACGAUGACCCCAGCGGCCAGCCAUCAUUGAUCAUCGAUCAGCAUUGGUCCUGUGUUUUCGCUUCGUAAUCCUUGGGGUUUGAUCCUGACAUAUGAAGGAGAAAUGACCUGCGGACGACGACAGCUUUCUUCAGAUUCAUCAUGCCCACAGUCACGCUAAACACGAAUCACUUUAGCCUCGAUGUCGGUGGCUUCGCAGGUUUCUUUGGAGGCGAAGAGGCGGUCUCCGCUAUGGAGACUGUGCAUCUCUAUAGAGCAAGACGGUGGACGGGUUGGUUCAAUUCCCCAGGCAGCUACAGUGUUGGCAAGCACUAUGGCCAGCUUGCCAACUCCCGUCUCUGGGAUGGAAUGUUUCCAGGACCCAAUUCAGACCCUACCACGUACAUAGGGCUCGAUGGAAAGACCGGGCCCCUGUAUGUCGCAUCCCAGUCCGGCACGUUCCUGAAGCAAACGGGCCACCUUGCAUACCUGUUAAUGCAGAGAUGCAAGGACCAACGAGCUGUGACAGUAGCGGGAAGAAGGACGAGACCGAAUAAAGUUACCAUCUUGGAAACGCAAGACAUCGAGUUCAGCGCUGAUCCCGUACCUAGCCUUACCAUCCGUGCCCGAGAUGGCUUUCACAAACACGUCGCUUUUCUCCCUAUCGCCACCAGCAUUGCAACGUGUGUACUUUGCGCAUGGGACAAUGACUGGUAUUGCUUUUCCUUGAUCCUCCUCGGCAUUCUCGCCAAUGGCAUUUCGUGUUUUGUCAUCGGCUCUGCAUCUAUAGUCCUCCAGAGUGUCGCCCCCUCUAAAAAUGCACCGCCAGGUGAUGGCAUGUUGAUGGAUGGAAAUCACGUAGUCGUCAUGCGCGGAAAAGAGAAGAACGUUAUUGCCAUCACGCAGGGCAAGUUCCAGUUGGAGUACAAGCCCUGGGUCCGUAUGCGUAUGAGGAAGGAGAGGAGGAAUCGAAGCAUUGUAGGAGAUGGGAUCCGUAACGUCCACUGGCUUGGCAAACAGGAUACAGAGGGCGGUCCGGAGGUGCAGAAUGAUGAGGACGCCGAGAUCAAUGACGAAUACGGAGCAAUCGGGCUCUGUUCACUCCUCCUAGUCGCUCAGUUUCUGACGCAGUUACUCCUGAUACCACAGGGCACGCUGUUCGGGCAGGUUAUGUUCCUAACUUCCUUCGCCGUGUCAUGGGCCUACAAUCUCUUCUUGUCGUCCAUGGACAAAGAAUACCUGCAGGAGGACCUGCUCGUUCAGGCGCUGGGUUUGUCGGAGGACCAUAUGACGACGUACAAAUUGGGCACAAGAACAACUGCAGCUGUGUUCGCUUGCCUAGCCCUUCAGCCCGACUGCGAGUCCGGAGAGUGGGGGAAGAAGGGUUUCAAACCACAAGAGAUCCUUCGACAAUUCAUUCCGAACGACACAGAAGUGUGGGCGGUCUGGAGAAACCAAGUAUUGGAACAGAUGAAAAGCAACAAGUCGGUCUUGCAAUCACUUGAUCUUCAAGUUGAGGCUUGUGGUGACCGCAUAGCUGCGUUCGAUGAUGCCGAGAAGAAGUUGUUGACUGACCUGCUCUUGGAUGCUCGCACUGCAUACAAGCAGCAUUUUAUACUGCAGGCUCGGCGUCGCAGCGUGAUUAGCACGUGAAAGCGGAGGCGUAGUAGGUUGCUAGUCUUGGGAGUUACUUGGACCCCUUCGUGUACAUA
Molecule: messenger RNA, 1744 nt
Organism: Suillus paluster
Lineage: Eukaryota; Fungi; Basidiomycota; Agaricomycetes; Boletales; Suillaceae
Exons: 1
Coding region: 195-1685 (496 amino acids)
Source: RefSeq, a predicted model, not a curated record